CAUGUGCAGACUGGCGCAAAUACCAGGCUACAAGCUGCUCGUCGUUGGCGAUACCGGCGUCGCCAAAACGACACUUCUGCAGCGCCAUGUGACCGGCGAGUUUGAGAAGAAUUACAUCGCCACGCUCGACGUCGAGGUUCACCCGCUCCAGUUCGAUACGAACGUUGACCCGGUGCGAUUCAACUGCUGGGACUUUGCCGGCCAGGGCUCGAACGACGACCACUACGCCGACGCCCAGUGCGCGAUCAUCCUGUUUGACGUCACGUCGCGCCUCUCGUACCGGAACGUGCCCAACUGGUACCAUGACAUUCGCCGCGUCUGCGAACACAUCCCGAUCGUGCUCUGCGGUAACAAGGUCGACGUCGAGCGCCACAAGGUCAAGCCCAAGCACAUUACUUUUCAGCGCGAGAAGAAUCUCACGUAUGUCGAGAUGUCGGUCAAGGCCAACUACAACAUCGAGACGCCACUGCUCUGGCUCGCGCGCAAGCUCGUUGGGGACGACAAUGUGAAGUUCAUGGACCCGCCCGCCUGCUGCUGCCACAUGUCGGACCUCGUCGUGGAUGCGAGAUUCCUGGCCGCCGUCGAGGCCGACAUUGCAGCAGCGAUGAACGAGGUUUUGCCGGACGACGACGACGAUAUUUAA
Molecule: messenger RNA, 643 nt
Organism: Saprolegnia diclina VS20
Lineage: Eukaryota; Oomycota; Saprolegniomycetes; Saprolegniales; Saprolegniaceae
Product: GTP-binding nuclear protein Ran
Exons: 1
Biological process (GO): ribosomal subunit export from nucleus; protein import into nucleus
Cellular component (GO): nucleus; cytoplasm
Molecular function (GO): GTPase activity; GTP binding
Source: RefSeq, a predicted model, not a curated record